This is a messenger RNA of Adelges cooleyi (spruce gall adelgid), 2247 nucleotides long. It is a transcript of the gene Hgsnat, whose product is annotated as heparan-alpha-glucosaminide N-acetyltransferase. Lineage: Eukaryota; Metazoa; Arthropoda; Insecta; Hemiptera; Adelgidae. Bases 264 to 2036 code for a protein of 590 amino acids. The transcript is spliced from 13 exons. The record is from RefSeq and is a predicted model, not a curated record.
ACCGUGAUUUUUACAUUACAAUAAUAGUGCCUGGGUUUCUUCAAAAUUCGGUAUGUAAUUACUAUUCUGUAUGUUAGUGGGUUAUUCAUGACAACUGUUUUAGGCAUAAUAAUUAUAUUUUUAAUUUGACUAAUCGGUAAUCACUAAUAUUUUUUUGUCUGUUAAAUACUCCGUAAUGAUUUAUUUGUUUUGUACAACUAAUUCGAAAUGUGUAAAUUCCUAAUAGUUAACUAUUAGUUUUAUAUACAAUUUUACCAGUAAUAAUGGCCUCAGAUGACUGUAAUAAUCUUAAGUAUGAUGAAGCAUGUUUGCAAGUUUGGGCACAAAAUUCUUCCGAUGUAUACCUUUGGACGCAGUCAGAAGAAUGCUACAACUGUGAUUUAUUAAAAACAGCCAAUAUAACUAAUAACAAGAUUACAAGUAUUCGUUUAAAAACAGUAUAUCGUCUGUGGUUACAUUUGACAAAUGACCAAAAUGAAUCAUUUUACAACUGCAGAACCCUUUAUAAUUUUGAAGAACAUGGUACUUAUCAAUGGAACAUAACAAACAAUUUGAAAUGUUCACAAAUUGAACAAAUAUUACCUCCUCAUAACUUUUAUAUGGCUUUUUUUUAUGCCUUAUUACUUAUUAUACCAUCUUUUGCUGUCUGGUUUUUUAUUAUAUACAUACAAAGAACUAACAUAGUGCCAUCUGUGUUCCGGUUCUCAUCAAAAACAGAUUUGGACAUAGAAAAUACUGCUCCUAAGUGUGAUGUAACAAUAAGUCAUGGUUCUGAUGUCGAAUUAAAUAAUGUGGAUUUUGGUACUGGUUCAAAUGAACCUGUAAUCAUUCAUCCUCAAAUUCCAACGCCAGUGAAGAACACAAGUUAUCGCAUUACGUCAUUAGAUGCAUUUAGAGGGAUAUCAAUGACACUGAUGAUAUUCGUCAACUUAGGCGGUGGGCGAUACUGGUUUUUUCAACAUGCUCCAUGGAACGGUGUAACAAUAGCAGACUUCAUAUUGCCAUGGUUUUGUUGGGUGAUGGGUGUUAGUAUCGCCAUAUCAUUACGAUCUCAACUACGUUCCAGCACUAAACGAAAAUAUGUAUUUGGCCGCAUUGUUCGAAGGUCUAUUGUCCUAUUGAUAAUGGGCUUAGUACUAAAUUCGGUACACCACAACAAUUUAAAUACGUUCAGACCGAUGGGCGUGUUGCAGAGACUAGCUAUUAUAUACUUCAUAGCCGCAACUUUAGAGACGAUUUUCAUGAGACCUCAACCAUAUUUUACAAACACAAAAUUUGACAUAGUUAGAGACAUUAUUGAAAGUGGUCCACAGUGGCUUGUAGUUAUUUUCCUAGUAAGUAUACACUUAGCUGUUACCUACUUGUUGCCUGUGCCUGGGUGUCCCAAAGGAUACUUGGGCCCCGGUGGUUUGUACAACCAUUCCUCUAACUUAAAUUGUACUGGCGGUGCAGCUGGCUACAUCGACAGAUUGGUGCUUGGUGAAAACCAUAUGUACUACGGUACAGCUACACCGGUAUACCAGUCCAGGCCAUUUGACCCCGAAGGCAUUUUAAGUACUUUAACAAAUGUUUUACUAGUCUAUAUGGGUGUACACGCAGGCCGUAUUAUUUUAUGUUACCAAUACACGAAUGAACGAAUUAAACGUUGGAUUGCUUGGACACUUGUAUUAGGUGCAGCGAGUGGUAUUUUGUGUAAUUUUUCCAAAGAAGAUGGAUUAAUACCACUAAACAAGAACAUGUUUUCUUUGUCUUAUGCAUUUAUUGCUGGCAGUUCAGCUUUUUUCUUAUUCAUGUUAUUAUUUUUAAUCAUAGAACAUUGGAGACUUUGGAGUGGUUCUCCAUUUUGUGAAAUAGGUCAAAAUUCCAUAUUAUUAUUUGUCGGUCACGAAAUUUUGUACGACACGCUCCCGUGGUGUUGGGAACCUGUGAACGAUACCUCGCACACCGAAUACCUAGUGAUGCAUUGUUGGGCUACAAUAUUUUGGUGUGUCAUUGCGUUAGUAAUGCACAAAAAAAACAUAUUUAUUGUUGUUUAAGUAACUGGCAAUAAUCAAUGAUGUUAUUAUUAUGGAAUUACUUUUAAUUCAAACAAAUAAUUAACCUGGAUUUCUUUUUUAUAUUAUGAAGCCAUACAGAUUUUUUACUCAAAUGCACUUACUCAGAUUUAAAUUGAAAUUCAUUAUAAUAUAACCAAAUAAAAAAAAAGUGAAAUGGAUCUCAACUUUAAUUUCUAAAAUUUUUGGUUUU